Molecule: messenger RNA, 1335 nt
Organism: Pygoscelis adeliae (Adelie penguin)
Lineage: Eukaryota; Metazoa; Chordata; Aves; Sphenisciformes; Spheniscidae
Gene: CPA6
Product: carboxypeptidase A6
Exons: 12
Coding region: 1-1335 (444 amino acids)
Biological process (GO): proteolysis
Molecular function (GO): zinc ion binding; metallocarboxypeptidase activity
Source: RefSeq, a predicted model, not a curated record
AUGCUAGAACUUCAAUACGAACUGGAGUCAAAGGCAGCCAAGCGUGAUAAAGUCAUACGAGUUGUUCCUGAGAGCGAGAGGGAAACACAGAUCCUGAGGGCUGCAUUUAACAGGCUUAAGGCUAAAAUUUCCAAGUGUAUUUCAGAUUUGGCAACAAAAGACAGUAAAAGUGGACAAGAAGCAUCCCUUAGGUUGGUUCCUGCACUACAGGUGGACCUGUGGCAGCCCAGCAGCCCCUUCCACAUCGUCGAAGGUACGGUUACCGACGUGCGAGUACCACAGAACAUGUCCCGAAGUCUGCUGCCCUACCUCCAGCAAGCAAACAUCCAGUACACGAUUCUUAUAUCAGACCUACAGAAGGCAAUAGAAAACCAAACUGGACUGAGGUCAUAUAGGAAUCGAAGGUCCCUCUCUGGGUAUAACUAUGAAGUGUAUCACUCCCUGGAAGAAAUCCAGGGUUGGAUGCAUCAUCUGAAUAAAACUCAUUCAGAUCUUGUUCACAUGUUCUCUGUUGGAAAAUCCUAUGAAGGAAGACCACUGUUUGUACUCAAGUUAGGUAAAAGAUCACGGCCCUACAAGAAAGCUGUCUGGAUAGACUGUGGGAUUCAUGCAAGAGAGUGGAUUGGACCUGCCUUUUGCCAGUGGUUCGUGAAAGAAGCUCUUCAGACAUACCAGACCGAUCCUGCCAUGAGAAAGAUGCUAACUCAGCUGUAUUUCUAUAUCAUGCCUGUAUUUAAUGUGGAUGGAUAUCAUUUUAGCUGGACAAAUGAUCGAUUUUGGAGAAAAACAAGAUCAAAGAACACAAGGCUUCGGUGUCAUGGUGUUGAUGCUAAUCGCAACUGGAAAGUGAAAUGGUGUGAUGAAGGUGCUUCAUUUCACCCAUGCGAUGACACCUACUGUGGUCCCUUUCCUGAGUCUGAGCCUGAAGUAAAGGCUGUUGCUCAUUUUCUCCGCAAACAUCGGAAACAAAUAAAAGCCUAUUUGUCCUUCCAUGCAUAUGCACAGAUGCUGCUGUACCCUUACUCUUACAAAUAUGCAACUAUUCCAAACUUCAGCUGUGUGGAAACAGCAGCCUAUAAUGCUGUUAACGCUCUUCAGUCAGCCUAUGGUAUAAGAUACAGAUAUGGACCUGCAUCUAGCACUUUGUAUGUGAGUUCUGGUAGCUCUAUGGACUGGGCCUACAAAAAUGGCAUCCCCUACGCAUUUGCGUUUGAGCUGCGUGACACCGGCCAUUUUGGAUUUUUACUUCCCGAGACGCUGAUCAAACCAACCUGCACAGAGACCAUGCUUGCAGUUAAAAAUAUAACUCUUCAUCUGCUGAAGAAAUGCCACUGA